Messenger RNA from Cotesia congregata, 1236 nucleotides. The record is from the annotation of a GenBank genome assembly. Lineage: Eukaryota; Metazoa; Arthropoda; Insecta; Hymenoptera; Braconidae.
AUGACUUACUUAUUACAGCUUACUGGUAGGAUCCUACUGGCGCUUUGUUGCGUCAGAACAGCAACUGUUUACGCGGGAUUGUUGCCAGAGGCUGUUAGCAACGGUUACCAAUACAACAGACCAACAGCACCAGGAACAACAACAUUUGAUGAAGGAGCUUUUACAGAUCCAACUGGAGUCGGUGAUUAUUCUAACAGAGGAAACAAUGGAUAUCCCAGAGACAGUCCAUCUGAACGUUUGACAUUACCACCCUUUACAACAACGAAAACAACACCAACUAUUAAUUUUGCCAGUGGCAGUGAUAGUGAUGGUGAUAGUGAUAGUGGUAAUUUCAGUGAUAGUGCUACUGGAAGUGUUAAUGCAUUGGAGUUUGGAAGACGAUCUGGCAAUAACUACAGGGGAGAACCGGGAUUUAAAAACGAUUUUUCGAGAGGUAUCGGAUACAAUCAACCAACUCGAGCUAAUACCUUCGAUCUUCCUAAUGGAUACAAUGACAUUCCAAGUUACCAGGGUACAAGAAAUUUUCCCCCUCCUCUUCCUAUUCCUUCUGGUAACAACGAAAUCACUGAUCCUUAUCGUAAUCAGAACAAUCUAAAUGACAACCGACCUCGGCCUUACAACUUUCAAUACCGAGUAUUUGAUCCACCGAGUGGGAACGAUUACGGACAGCAGGAGUCCAGCGAUGGAAAUGUUGUCCGAGGAGAAUAUCGAGUUCUUUUACCAGACUCGAGGACACAAAUCGUUAAAUAUACGGCAGACGACGCUAACGGAUACAACGCAGACGUACAAUACGAGGGUCAAGUACAAUAUCCCAACGGAUUUUUUCCUGGAACUGGAACUGGAACUGGAAUUGGAACUGGAAGUUUUCCGGAUACUUCAGUAGGCUAUAAAUUUCCGGGUUCAGAUUCUGAGGGUCCUUAUCAACCCAUCGAUUUUUCUAGUGUUACUCCCUAUCAAGGUAGAGGAGUUCCUGGAGAUAUAAGAGGUGGCAAUCCAAGAGUUGAUGGUAUUAGAGAAGGAGGAAGAGGACGAGGAGGAAUCGGUGGUGGAGUUGUUGCUAGUGGUGGCGGUGGUGCUGGUGGUAGUGGGUAUAACAGAGGACCCACUGGAAAUAACGGCAUCUUUAGUAGUACCGGCGGUGGCGGUAUUCGGGGUAUUGGCGGUGUUGGCAGUGUUGCCGUAGGCGCUGGUCCUGGGAAUCAAUACUUACCUCCUGGCGGUGGAUUUGGCAAAUGA